Messenger RNA from Beta vulgaris subsp. vulgaris (sugar beet), 1737 nucleotides. RefSeq lists its product as uncharacterized. Bases 1 to 1737 code for a protein of 578 amino acids. The transcript has 2 exons. Lineage: Eukaryota; Viridiplantae; Streptophyta; Magnoliopsida; Caryophyllales; Amaranthaceae. The record is from RefSeq and is a predicted model, not a curated record.
AUGAAGGAUAUUUGGGAAGAAUCGGAUUUAAUGGGAAUGGGACAGUGGGAUGUAAGUAUCCAGAUGUGUGGAGAAAAGCUUAGAGAGUGGGAUGCGAAAGUGUAUAAGAAGGUUCCUAGGAGGACAAAUUGGCUUAAGAGGAGACUUGAAAGAUUAACAAAUAUGCGCUUAUCUAGAGGAUUGGUGGAGGAGAUCCGUGAAGUUGAGGAGGAACUUCGAGUAUUACGACGUAGCCAAGAAACAGCAGCAUGGCAACGUUGUCGGCCUUUUGUGUUACGUGAUGGAGAUAGGAAUACCGCCUAUUUUCAUAACAAAGCAACCGAAAGAAAGAAGCGAAAUAGGAUCACUCGAAUGGUAGAUAAAGAUGGGGUAAUGAAGGAGGAAAAGGAGGAGAUUGCAGAGAUCGUAGUUGAUUAUUUUAACGAGCUCUCCACUACGUCCCGUCCGCAAAUUAAUAUUGACGAUCUUGGAAUGAUAAAUAAGUGUGUCACGGAGGAGAUGAACACUGAACUAGACAACAUGUUUAUGAUGGAGGAAGUGAAAGCUGGUCUAAAGGAGAUGCACCCAUGUAAGUCCCCUGGUCCCGAUGGUCUUCCCGCCCUUUUCUACAAGAGGUAUUGGGAUCUCAUUGGUGCUAAGAUUACUACUGUUGUUCUGAAUUUUCUGAAUGGUGGACAAAUGCCUGAACAGCUAAAUUAUUCUCAUGUAGUGUUGAUACCUAAGAAGAAAGACCCAACAAACAUGAAAGAUUUGAGACCCAUAAGCCUUUAUGAUAGCAUUGUUUUUGUCCGUGCAAAUGACCGAGAAGCAACUGUAAAUGCAGAUAUCUUGAGAAGGUAUGAAGGUCUAUCGGGGAAAAAAGUCAACUUAGACAAAUGUGAAACAUCAUUUAGCAAUAAUCUAGAGAGUAAUAUACGGGAAUCAACCAAGUCGAUAUUAGUAAUGCGGGAAGUGGAGUGGCAUGAUAGAUACCUUGGGCUACCUACUCUCCUAGGGAGAUCGAAGAAGGUGAGUUUUGCAAGCAUAAAGGAUCGUAUUUGGAAGAAGUUACAAGGGUGGAAGGAAAAACUUUUGUCGAGAGAUGGAAAAGAAGUUUUAAUCAAGUCAGUCGCGCAAGCAAUCCCAAACUAUGCCAUGAGCUGCUUCAAGUUGCCGACAACCUUUUGCCAUGAAUUCGAGAGUAUCAUUAGGAAAUUAUGGUGGGGGAGUUCAGGUGGGAAGAAUGGUAUACAUUGGAAGAAUCGGGGCUUUAUGUGUCGCCCAAAAGUUGAGGGAGGGCUUGGGUUUCAUAACUUUGAAGCAUUCAAUGAAGCUCUCUUAGCUAAGCAAUUAUGGCGGUUAUACAGCCAGCCACAUUCUCUUCUGGCUCGGAUUUAUAAGGCUCGCUAUCAUCCCCAUGCGUGCCCGUGGGAGGUGGGUUUAGGUGCAGCACCUAGUUAUGCUUGGCGUAGUAUUAUGGGAGCUCGACAGCUACUGAUUCAGAGAGUGAGAUGGAGGAUUGGAAAUGGGAAGUGUAUUAAUAUAUGGCAGGACAGGUGGCUUGGUGGGGAAGGAUCAGGUCGUGUUAUCAACCCAACAAGGUUAUUGCAUGAGAAUGCUUGUGUAUCAACCUUAAUUGACGAGAAUAAUGGCUGCUGGAGGGAUGAUCUUAUUAAGGAGGUCUUUUUCGCCGUGGACUAUGAGCGGAUCAAAAGUAUUCACAUAAGCAGACGAUUGCCUGAAGAUAAACUCUGCUAG